UUCAAGGCGGUGCCACCAAUUCCUGAAAAAUUUCAUUCAUUUUAUAUUCGGGCUGUACUACAAUACGGUAAUACGGUAGUGCUUUUGUUGUCAGGAACGCUCUAAUGUUGUAAUUUGAUCUCAAAAUGUUUGAAUGUCAAGAAUUUGAAGAUGCUUGUAAAGAGUUAGACAAUCCGGUGAUUGACGAAUACGAGUUUUUCGUCGAAGCAAUGAACGUGAAAAUUUACCGAAAAUAUAAAGAGUCAUCUGGCCUUUAUGAAUACAAGACAUUUGGUGUGCUUGAGGGCAUCUCUCCAGAUAUCUGUGCCAAAGUAUAUACUGAUCUUGAAUAUCGAAAAGAAUGGGAUAAAUAUGCAAAAGAAUUAUAUGAAUUUAAGGAAGGAGAAGUUACUGGAAUUUACUGGAAUGUAAAUUUUCCAUUCCCAAUGUAUAACAGAGAUUAUGUAUUUGUUCGAGAGACAAAAGAGUUUGACCUGGAUGGACGACACAUUUGGGUGGUGCUAGGCAAAAGCGCCCCUUUUGAGAGUGUGCGGGAGAGGUCACGGACAAUACGAGUUGAUGACUUCCAACAAUCCAUGUGUAUGACAUCCGAUGGAGGUUCAGGAACAAAAGCACUUAUGCAUUAUUAUGAUAACCCAAAGGGGAUGUUACCAACUUGGUUGAUCAAUUGGGCAGCUAAGACUGGUGUUCCAAAUUUUAUAUCCGAUAUGAAGAAGCAUUGUGAGAAAUACCCUGAAUACUUAGAAAAGAAAUCAAAGAAAGAAAAGAAAUCAACAGGCACUGCAUAAAUAAUGUGAAAUUACCUCAGGAAUCCAAAGGCAAUAAGUGUAGUGUGAUAAAAUAAUAAGUUACACCAUAGUUCCUUCUGUAUAAGCCAGGCGUCCCUAGUUAGGGGAAGCCACUUCUGGGAGAUGUGGUUUAAUAAGCACAAUCUUAACACAUCAAUUUGUAUUUUUCUUUGCAUGGUGAUACCCAUGGCCUGGGGGGCUCACUCUUAAAUAUUUCUAUACAGGUAGGUGCUGCAUUUAUGGGGUAUAUUUUCGAGGACUUGGUAGCAGAAGUGUGGGAAAUAUGGGGGGAGUUGCAGCAUUUGUGGGGUGUACUUGUAGGACUUUAUGUAGCAAAAAUGUGGGAAAUAACCGGGGUAAAAUUGGUAGAUAAAGUCUCUGGCCUAUCCUGUGACAUAGUGCCAUGAUUUCCCGCACGAUGUUAGCGGGAAUUUCAAGCUAGACCGGAUGCUAAUCCGGUAAGUCCCUUGCUAAGCCUACCUGUGGUACAGCCACAAGAUCGCGACCGGACAAAACACUUUUUGCCAUCGGAAACCAGUCAAUAUUGCACCCUCUCGGGGCACUAUUUAGUGGUCUUUUUCCUGUCGUCUUUUAGAGCACAGUGCGAUUAUGGUAAAUGGUAGUUCAAAUCCAUAAGAAUUUUCAGUAAAAUAGGUAGCGCAAGUGUCUUGAAGUGGCUGUGGCACCCCUAGUUUGGUUGGUAUGCAAGUGAACUAUGCAGUAGUGAAAACAUGCAAACAUCAUGAAUUUGCAGGAGAAAUGUUAGUUUCUUUAUUUUUGCUCUGCGAAACCAUGCCUAUCAGAGACUCCCAUGACUCACAGCAACUUGGGAGCGCCCUCUAUAAAUUCACUCCCGGUAUAAUCGCACCUCAUAACGUUGGUGUAAUUUUCAUGCAAAAUUCUCCUCUUUGCUCCAAGCCAACAACUAAUUUCAGAGGUUUAUAAGUAUGAAAUAAAAUGAAUUGAAAUUUAGCAUCAAAAUGCUAGCUAGUCCUGGGUGACUCCUGGGUGACCUUGGGCUUCCACGUCCUUUAAGCUGAACUCUGUCCUGGCUAAGCCCAUCAAACACCUUAACUUGAAUAUUCAAGGGGCAAGCUUAUACUUAAGGAACUAAAGGUUGGUAGUGAUGACCAAAUUGUAGUGAUGGAAUCAGAAUAGGAUUUGUUUUUUGUUUUGUUUUUGGUUUUUGUUUAUCAUAUCAUUGGCAUUGUUUCUUUUCACAUUUCUAUAUUUUGUUUGGAUAUCUUUGAAAUCUGUUAGUUAAAUUUUACUUAUCAGAGCAAUUAUAGAAAAUAAGAAAUGGCUUACUUGCUAAUAAGUACAUAAGUAGGUUUUGAAUUAACUAAAAGCAAGUUGUAGAAUUCAUUUGGGUUCAAUUUAUGGCGAAUUUUUAAUUUAUUAUUGACGAAUAUAAACGAUUGUAGAUACGAGCAAUAUCCUUUUCUUUUCUGUUGUCAAUAAUUUAAACUUUGUAAUUACUGUUUUACAUUCCAGGGUUUUAAGUUCAGUGUUGUACAAUUUAGUUGUGGCCAUAAUCAAAGUACUUUUCCACAUGAGUAUACGUCGUGAUUAGAUUUGGCUACAAGCUACUAGCUGCAACAUCACUGGUAUGCAACAUAACUUGUAAUGCAGUAUUGGAAAGUGCAUACACACAUUAUAUUGUGGUCAGUUUAUUAGAUCAUUAUAAUUUGUGUUAUAAUCAUCAUCAUAAAUAUUUUCAUCAAAUAAUAAUAUUGUGGGCAAGUCAUAUGGCUGAGUGGUAAGGCAGGCACACCACUACAGCUUUAACAACAGCGCUAUUUCAAAACCUUUCUCGCCCUGUCUGUGUUUGGGAGAAUCAGUGCCUCUCAGAUAAGGACUUAAAACUGGAGGAUGUCCAGCGUACACAUCUGACUCGUAUACACUUGUAAUAUUCUGGUAUAUGAUUCAGCUGCAGUCAUGGAAUGAUGUGAACAUGGAGCUGUUAAGUGCCACUACAAAUGUACUGUAGAUGUGGACCAUGUGACGCCCAGUGGCAGAUUCACAGGGGGAGCUAAGUCGGCCUGGACCCCCUAAAUUUUUCAAAAUUAUUUAAAAAAAUAGAGAAAAAAAUAUAAUUCCAGCCAUCUAGAGGUGCCAUAUUCAUAGUUUUUCUUUUCCUUAGGCCCAAUCGUGGUGGGGCUGAGCAUUGGUGUACCCACUAUAUCUGAAAGUCCCUCUCUGGGCCCCCUCUAUUUCAAAUUCCUGGAUCCGCCAAUGACACCCAUACAUAAUUCAGCAUAAUGGCUCUGUGAGUUGUGAAUUAUUCUUGAACCUAUAUUAGCAUCAUUGUUAUUGUUACAAUAAUUAUCAUACAGGUAUUGUUGGUUUCAGUCAAUGGUACUUAACAAACUAAAAGCAAUGAGAUAAUCAUCAGUUCAUAUCUAAACUUUCAGGUAUUCAUGUUUUGAAAAAAAAUUAUGUGCAAUAUAUUUGUAAAUUAAUAAAAUAUUUUUUAUAGAUUUCUAUCAAUAACAAUUUUUGGAUUCUUAACUGUAAGGUGCUUUCAAUACGUUUUAGAGCUGCUAACAAGUGUUCUUAACGAAUAAGUAUCCAAGUGUUAUAUUCCUAAUACUGUAUUAAUGUAAUUCUUGCCAUUGUCUUAUAAAAAUAAUAUAAAUAUAUAUAUAUAUGUGUGUUUAUAUAUACAUACAUAUACUGUAUACAAAGCUAUACAUUCUAUUAAGGGGUAUGGAUAACGUUUAAUUUUUACACAUAUUAUUUUGGUUACCCUGGCUACCUUUACUUAUGGAUGAACUUGCACAAAUAGUAAUAGUGAGAAACUACUGUGAUAAUGACUAUGAUAAUGAUUAAUCAGAUAUUAAAGUGUAAACAGUGGUAAGGAAAACUGAUGAUGGUAUUGAUAUUGAUAAUUUAGAUUUUGACAAUGAUAUGUUAAUAAUAGCAACAGCAAAUCCUUGAUGACAGUGAUUAAAGUUUGAAUUCCACUUACUCACUCAUUGAAGCUUGCUUGAUAUACCAAACGCUUAUCUCAAUAAAAUCAUGUUAAGAAAGAUGUAAUGAUGAGAUGAUUACUGUAAUAACUGAAAGUACAGUAUAUCACUAUGCAUAAUUUGUGAUGUAAAAUAGCACAGAUGAUUAAAGGUGUAUUGUUCCAGA
Molecule: messenger RNA, 3926 nt
Organism: Anneissia japonica
Lineage: Eukaryota; Metazoa; Echinodermata; Crinoidea; Comatulida; Comatulidae
Product: phosphatidylcholine transfer protein-like
Exons: 6
Coding region: 126-788 (220 amino acids)
Molecular function (GO): phosphatidylcholine intramembrane carrier activity; phosphatidylcholine binding
Source: RefSeq, a predicted model, not a curated record